Messenger RNA from Letharia lupina, 1521 nucleotides. RefSeq lists its product as uncharacterized. Gene Ontology annotation, cellular component: nucleus; spliceosomal complex. The transcript is spliced from 3 exons. The record is from RefSeq and is a predicted model, not a curated record. The coding region runs from base 1 to 1521 and encodes 506 amino acids. Gene Ontology annotation, molecular function: zinc ion binding; RNA binding. NCBI's taxonomy places the organism in Eukaryota, Fungi, Ascomycota, Lecanoromycetes, Lecanorales, Parmeliaceae. Gene Ontology annotation, biological process: mRNA splicing, via spliceosome.
AUGCUGCUCGAAGAACAGAGAUUUCUCCACGAGGACCUCGAGAGGCUCGAACAAGGAAUCAGUGAUAGAGUUGCAGAAGACCCGAGACAUGUCCGUGACCGAUUGAAUCGAGACCAUCAGAUUUCCGGGUUUCUCAAUCGCAUCCAGGACCAAUCAAAACGACUCCUCGACAUCUACAAAGACACGGAAGGCCUGCGUUCCAAGGAAAUACAGUCAAUAUCUACAGGGGACCCUUUUGAUGAGUUCUACAAACAGAUGACCGAGAUCAAGGAGCACCACCGACGAUACCCAAAUCAGCCAGUUGAGAAUCUAGAGAGAGCAUACAAGAGGAAAGCGUCCGGUGAAGGGGAGUCAGCUACAGCGGAAGUGGACAACAUGUUCACAGGCGAAGAAGCCUUUGGUCGAUUCUUGGAUCUGACAACGUUACAUGAGGAGUACCUGAACAUCCAGUCAAAGCGGGUGUCCUACCUGCAAUACCUGCAAAUAUUCGACAAUUUUGGACCACAAUACAUCGCAAUGAAACGUGCUGAAAAGAGUACGGAUCAGUACUUCAAUUACGUUGGACGACUUGCAGAUUAUCUGGAGAGCUUUUUGAGACGAACAAGACCGUUGGAGGACCUGGACAAGUUCUUUGCCUCCAUUGAUCAAGACUUCGAGAGGGCGUGGGAGGAGGACUCGGUUCCUGGCUGGGGCCCAGAGGCGCAACCAGCAGGAUCUGCAGUACCCGUGACAGAAGGCACAGGCGAGGGUGUCUGGUGCCCAGAUUGCGAGAAGGAGUUCAAGAAUGACAAUGUCUACAAAAGCCAUUUGAACGGCAAGAAGCACAUCAAGAAUGCCAAAGCAAGACAAGCUCGGGGAGAAACCAACGGUACAAAUGGAGGAGCUCCAAAUGGCCACGCCAACGUUCGAGGAUCCACCGUCCAACGACUGAAAGAACGUGCAAUUGCAGAACGUGAAUACCGCAUAAAGCGCCUAGCCUCUACAAUGGAGACUGUCCGUACCGACUCGCGCGUGAAUGUUGAGCGCAAGCAAGGCAUGACGGAGCGCGAACGGCAGAUGGAACUCGACGCCUUCUUCGCUGAGUCCACCGAAGCACCGCAGCGCAACGGCGAUGAUGAUUCGGACUCAGAUGGUGACGAGAAAAUUUACAACCCUCUCAAGCUACCUUUGGCUUGGGACGGCAAGCCCAUACCUUAUUGGCUCUACAAGCUCCACGGUUUAGGUGUAGAAUUUCCUUGUGAGAUCUGCGGAAACUUUGUGUAUAUGGGCCGUAGGGCAUUUGAUAAGCAUUUUAACGAGGCGCGACACAUUUAUGGACUGAAGUGUUUGGGAAUCACAAAUACAACGCUGUUUAGGGAGAUCACAGGGAUCGAGGACGCGUUGAAGCUGUGGGAUAAGAUCCAGCGGGAUAAAAAGAAGGAAAAGAGCGGGGGGGAAAACGUCGUGCAGAUGGAGGACGCGGACGGGAACGUCAUGCCCGAGAAGGUCUACUAUGAUCUUCAAAAACAAGGCCUUCUAUGA